CCCGCUUCGACUCGAAGACGAGAUGCAGCACCAUUCGCGUCCUCCCUACGGCUUUGUGCCUUACCAGGCUGCUGUGUACCACCCCAUGCCCCCCUUGCAUGCUGUGUACCACCCCAUGCCCCCCUUGCAUGCUUUAUCUGGAGUGCCGGUGGCCGCACUGCCCACUAGAGGCUUCUACAACCACCUGCCGCCGCCUCCAUCCCCCCCUGCUGGCUGGAGCAGCUCCAUCUCGUGCAGCGCCCACCCGAAGACACCCCCUUUGGUCCCUCCCAACAACAGCAGUGCUGCCAGGCGCCCUCCCAUCGCCGCAUUCAUGCGGUCACACCAGCGGCAGCCAGCACAGCCACGGGAGGCCAUCGGGCAUGUCGGCCGGGGCCAGCAGGGGUCAUCUGAUAAGGGAGAGGGGACGGGAUUCAUGUUUUCAUGUUGGGGCGGCCAGUGGCACCGCCGGGAGAGGGAGAGGGAGAGGGCGGCGGAGAUUAUCGUUGAGGAGGAGGGUGACGAGGAGGGCACCAUCGCGGUGGAGAAUCUUUUUUGGCGAGCCGGCCAACACCAUUGCAGAGGAGGAGCUAUUCACCGAGCCGGCCGCCGCCACAUUUGCCGCCAGGGGCAAGACGACCAGCACCCCAGUCCAGCAGCCCCGAGGAGACUCGCCGCCACCAUCGCCAGCCCCAACCAGCCGCACUCCACCAUCACCAUCGGCCAUCGGCGAGGCCUCACUCGGCGCCCUCAGCCCACAGCGCGACACCAUUGGCGAGGCUCCACUCGGCACUUUCCGUGCCCAGCACGGACACCCUCAGCCGAGUGACGAGAAGCCACACCAGCCAGAAGCAGCAGUAGCCGAGGCACACUGCCCGGAGACGCCCCCACCACCACCAGGCGGCGACUCGCCGUCGUCGACCGACGACGCCCAAGGCAGUCCCGCUACCGACAGCGACGCGUCGCCCCCUGAGGCGCCGCUCCCUCCCGUCCCGCCAGCUCUCACCGAAGGCGACUCUCUGCAGUGCGACGGCGAGUCGUCCUUCGAGUGCGGACGGCAGCUGGCGGGGGGCAGGGGGGAGUGCACAGUCUUAGAGGGGCGCUUCACCAGAGGGGAGGUGACGCUGCCGGCGGUGCUGAAGCACAUCAGCGCCGACCAGCGCAAGGAGGGCAGCGAGAGGGCGGUGCAUCUGCAGGGGUGUCUGAGGGAGGAGGCCGAGAGGAUGACGGAUGCACUCGCCACCGUCAGGGCCGUCGCCCAGUACCGCAUCGACGAGCUGUUCGACCAGAUCCAGCAGCCGACGGGCAGGGCGGUCAUCGCGCCUGACCUGCUGGUCUUCGCGGAGGACCUCGAGCAGCUGCGGCCGGUAGUGUCGGGCAGCGGCGAGCGGCUGUGUGGGGGAGGCGCGUGCCUAAUUAUGAGUAAAGUUGGCAAUGGUGAGUUCAACACACGCACACACGCCCACCCAGCCCCCCAUUUUGCAUGGGUCUUCUUCCUUGUGUGUGUGUGUGCAGGCCAGUCACUGUCUAGGUUUCUUUUGAAGACGCCCCGACCGCUGCUGAAGCCCGUGAUCGCCGUGAACCUCAUCAAAGUCCUCCACGCCCUCCAUGAGGCCGGCAUCGUCCACAAUGACCUCCACCGAGCUAAUGUGAUGCUGCUGGACGAAUCGACUGGCGAGCUGGCCCUGAUCGAUUUCGAGACGAGCCGGAACAUGGCCCACCAGCACCAUACCAAGCUCGCCAGUCGCCCCUGCCAGCCCUGCAUCACCCUGCACAACCUGCGGGCCAUCAUGGAUGGGCGAGCGACGAUGUCAACCUGCCCGGACGAGAGCAUCUCGUACGAAUCCGACAUCGUCUGCGUCGCCAACACCGUCCUCUGGCUGGCCCUCGACAACGUGUACGCCGCAGGCAUGGCCUAUAUGUCGGCCUUCAAGGCCAUCGAGGGCCUCAUGCAGGCGGUGGCGGACGGCCGGCUCACCGACAUGGAGGCGGUGGCGGACGCCUAUGUGGAGGCGGUGGAGAAGGUUCACCAGGAGGUCAGCGGCAGGCUGCUGCGCGGCGACAGCUCCCUGACGGACGCCACCAGGCCACUGGCUCGCAGGGCUAUCGACGUGUACCGAGCGGUGUGCGUCGGCCACGCCAGGGGCCUGUCGGCGGCGGAGCUGAGGGGUUUGCUGGGCGCCUACGCUGACGAGACCAUCACCGGUCAGGCAUUAGCUAUUGUCUACAUGAGCACAGGAGACAUGGGCGAAGUGUUGUCUGUGUCCCUGUCUGUUUGUUGUGUGCGUCCAUGGAAUGCAGAGGUUCUCAGGAUUGUCGCCACUGCCCCACCCCCGAAGGAGGCCCCGCCUGACGACGAUGACGAUAGCGAUGAGGAGGAUGACGAGUAGUGAGUCCCGCAUGUCGAUGCCUAGUGUGUAGAAGGGUGGCCCACAGAUGGGGCAGGAGC
Vitrella brassicaformis is the source of this 2428-nucleotide messenger RNA. The record is from the annotation of a GenBank genome assembly. Lineage: Eukaryota; Vitrellaceae.